GCUACAUCAUUGCGGAAACGUCCACUUCUGUUCUGCAAGUAGGCUCGAGCCUAUAAUGUGACGCGAGAGAGAGAGGGGUGUGUUGCAACAAGAUAAUCUUGACUGUCACUUUACAUUAUUGAGCUGUGGAGUUUGCAUGGAUGACACCGGUUUGGUACUUUGUCAUGUUUAAAUACCUGUAGUCUAUAGGGUCCGUAGGCUAUCGAGUUUGACCGUUUCUCCUGUGUGCCAAUGACCAAUUGCCAAAUGGUUUCUUCAGAUUUCACUGCAGACGAGAGGUUGGAGAUCGAGAGCAUGAAGAUGCAUAAGAAAGACCUGCUUGAGGACAUCCAGAAGCUAAAGAUGGAGAUUGACAAAGUCAUGGCGGAAGUUCAAGACUUUGAGUCUACAGAGGAGAACAAAGUCCUUGAGAAAGGAAAGCAGUUCUCAAGCGGGAAGAAGAAAUUCAACAUGGACCCUAAAAAGGGUAUAAACUACCUGGUAGAGAACAAGCUUCUGGAGAGGAACCCUCAGCCAAUAGCAGAGUUCCUUUACAAGGAGGAGGGGCUCAAUAAGACUGCUAUUGGAGACUACCUGGGAGAGAGAGAAGACCUCCACCUCCAGACACUGAAAGCCUUUGUGGACCUCCAUGAGUUCUCAGACCUCAACCUGGUACAGGCACUGAGGCAGUUCCUGUGGAGUUUCCGUCUGCCCGGCGAGGCUCAGAAGAUUGACCGCAUGAUGGAGACCUUCGCCACACGCUACUGUGACUGUAACACUGAAGUCUUUCAGUCUACAGACACCUGCUACAUCCUGUCAUUUGCCAUCAUCAUGUUGAACACCAGCCUCCACAACCCCAACGUGAAGGACAAGACCCCUAUAGAGAGAUUCAUCUCUAUGAACAGAGGCAUCAACAACGGAGGGGACCUGCCCAAUGAGCUGCUCACGAAACUAUACGACAGCAUCAGGAACGAGCCCUUUAAAAUCCCAGAGGAUGAUGGGAACGACCUGACUCACACCUUCUUCAACCCCGACAGGGAGGGAUGGCUCCUCAAACUAGGAGGCAGAGUGAAGACGUGGAAGAGGAGAUGGUUCAUCCUGACUGACAACUGCCUCUACUAUUUUGAGUACACCACUGACAAGGAGCCCAGAGGCAUCAUCCCUCUGGAGAACCUGUGUGUGAGAGAGGUGGUGUAUGCACGCAAACCGUACUGUCUGGAGCUGUAUAACCCCAACAGCAGGGGUCAGAAGAUCAAGGCGUGUAAGACAGAGACAGACGGCAGAGUGGUGGAGGGGAAACACCAGUCGUACAUGAUCUGUGCUUCUACCGCCGAGGAACGAGACACAUGGAUAGAGAGCAUCAGAGCCAGCAUCACCAAGGACCCCUUCUAUGACCUGGUGUCGGUGCGUAAGAAGAAAGUGAUCAACCAGGCUCCCCAAGACUGAGACAGGACAGCACCCCCUGUGGAUCAAUCACAGUACUGCAUCACAGAGGGAGAUGGAACCCCUACAGCAAAUAGUUCAAUCAAUAGACUUUGGUUCAGGUUCAGUGGAACUGACUAAGCAUUGGGAACCUGGACACUUUCAACAGUGAGAAUGAGGACUUUCUACCUUAAAAAGGAAUUAGAAAUGAACUUUUGUCAUAAUGAGAUUUGAGGGAUCAUUUUUUGUUGUUGCAAGAAGAGUUUCUGAGAAGACUGCUGGGGGAAAGACUGAUUUGGACUUUUAUCUGGAUUAAAAGGGUGGAACUGUGUACUGUCUGGAAGUGUGACUUCUCAUUUGAACCACGGCCGUGUCAAAGGACUUCCUUCUUAUCCUGUGAGAUGAAAUACUGUCAUUGUCAACAGCUGUCAACGUGACCUGUACAUACUGUUUGUUGAUAAGGUGACAGAAGCGAAGCCAAGAGAGCGGUUUCUCAUGUGUACAUACCACAGAUAGAUACGACCUCAAGCAUGGCUGAUUCCACCUACUGUCCUUGUAUGACUCUUUGAUUGUGUCCCAAAUGGUGCCCUAUUCUCUAUACAGUGCACUACUUUCCACCAGAGCCUUAUGGACCCUGGUCAAAAGUGGUGCACUAAAUAGGGAAUAGGGUACCAUUUGAGAUGCAGACCUUGUCUGCUGUUAUAAGACCUCUGUGUCUUUGGUUUAUCAUACCUGUUCUAUGUACUGGAUGUACAUCAUGCUAAUAGAUACCACCUCCAACGUUGCUGGCUUCACCAACUGUACUAGGGCGGCAGGUAGCCUAGUGGUUAAGAGUAUUGGGCCAGUACCCACGAGGCUGCUGGUUUGAAUCCCCGAGCCCCCUAGGUGAAAAUCUUUUGAUGUGCCCUUGAGCAAGGCACUUGACCCAUAAUGCUCCUGUAAAUUACUCUGGAUAAGGGUGUCUGUUAAAUGACUGAAAUGUAUUUGCCUCUGUAUGCUAAUACUGUAGAGAGGAUCUCUGAGUCGCCUGGUUAUUGUAUCUGUUCUGUCUAUGUCUAUAGAUGAGACUGUAUUGGUUAGAGAGAGAAACCAUCACAUCUCACCAGGAAGUCAACACAGUAUUUAUAUCACAGAGGUGAAUAGAGAUAGCAUGCAAACACACAAAGAACUCUUCUGUCACCAUCAUGCCAUACAAGCACCAAACACACACAGAACCUGGGAGUACAUAUACAGAACCUGGGAGUACAUAUACAGAACCUGGGAGUACAUAUACAGAACCUGGAAGUACAUAUACAGAACCUGGGAGUACAUAUACAGAUUCUGGAAGUACAUAUACAGAACCUGGGAGUACAUAUACAGAACUAUUGUCUCUACCAUGUUCUUUUAUUCAUGUUUUUUUUUUUUUAUCUUGUUCUUUAAUUGUUCAAUUGAUUAUUUAAUAAAUGGCAUAGAAAGGC
This is a messenger RNA of Salmo salar (Atlantic salmon), 2858 nucleotides long. RefSeq names its product cytohesin-4. Gene Ontology annotation, biological process: regulation of ARF protein signal transduction. The record is from RefSeq and is a predicted model, not a curated record. Gene Ontology annotation, molecular function: guanyl-nucleotide exchange factor activity. Lineage: Eukaryota; Metazoa; Chordata; Actinopteri; Salmoniformes; Salmonidae.